AUGGUGGAUCGGCUACAGCGCACGGACCGCAGCGGGCUGGUGCUGCUGUGCAUUUUUCUGGUGACACUGCGGGAAUCCCAGGCGGGGCAGAUCCGAUACUCGGUGCCCGAAGAGACGGACAAAGGUUCGUUCGUGGGCAACAUCUCCAAGGACCUGGGGCUGGAGCCCCGCGAGCUGGCGGAGCGCGGCGUCCGCAUCGUCUCCAGAGGUAGGACGCAGCUCUUUGCGCUGAGCGCGCGGAGCGGCAGCCUGGUAACCGCGGGCAGGAUAGACCGCGAGGAGCUCUGCGAGACCAUCUCCGUCUGCCUUUUAAAUAUGGAGGUACUUGUAGAAGACACCUUGAAGAUUUACGGGGUGGAAGUAGAAAUCACAGAUAUUAAUGAUAACGCCCCCAGCUUCCGGGAAGAGGAAGUAGAGAUAAAAGUGAGUGAGCACGCAACCCCGGGAUGGGGAGUUCCUCUUCCCAGUGCUAAGGAUCCAGAUGUGGGAGCGAAUGCCCUCCAGAGCUACCAACUCAGCCCUAAUAAUUACUUUUCCCUGCACAUGCGAGGCGGAAGCGAUGGGGCCAAGAAUCCAGAGCUGGUGCUGGAGCAGACUUUGGACCGGGAGAAGGAAGCUGUUCACCUCCUCCGCCUAACAGCUGUGGAUGGAGGGGAUCCCAUCCGCAAGGGCUCUGUGCCCAUUCGGGUGCUGGUCCUCGAUGUCAAUGACCACACCCCAAAGUUUACACAGUCUGUGUAUCGGGUGAGUGUUCCCGAGAACCGCAGCUCAGGAACUCGGGUGCUGGGGGUGAACGCAACAGAUCCCGAUGAAGGAGCCAAUGGGGAAGUGAUGUAUUCAUUCCGGAAUGUGGAAGACAAAGCUGCUGAAAUAUUCCAGUUGGAUUCUCGAACUGGAGAAGUCCUUCUUCGAGGGUCUUUGGACUAUGAGAAAUAUAGAUUCUAUGAGAUGGAAAUUCAAGGCCAAGAUGGUGGAGGUCUGCUGACCACCGCUAAGUUGUUGAUCACGGUCCUGGACGUGAAUGAUAAUCCUCCGGAAAUAACUAUCGCUUCUUCCACUAAUUCCGUGCAGGAAAACGCCCCUCCUGGUACAGUAAUUGCGCUUGUUAAUGUACAAGAUCAAGACUCUGGAGAAAAUGGUCAAGUCUCUUGUUUCAUUUCUGAGAAUUUGCCUUUUAAACUAGAAAAGACUUACGGAAAUUAUUACAGGUUAAUAACAGACAGAGCCCUGGACAGGGAGCAGGUCGACAGCUACACUAUAACGUUGACAGCCACAGACCAAGGAAGGCCGCCCUUGGCUACAGAGACGCACCUCUCGCUGUCUGUGGCCGAUGCCAACGAUAACCCGCCCACUUUCCUUCACACCGCUUACUCCGCGCACGUCCCUGAAAACAAUCCUAGAGGCUCUUCCAUCUUCUCAUUGACUGCCCACGACCCGGACAGCAAGGAGAAUGCCCGAGUUAUAUACUCAUUGGCAGAAGACACCAUCCAGGGCUCGCCUCUGUCCUCCUAUGUCUCCAUCAACUCCGACACCGGAGUCCUGUACGCGCUGCGCUCCUUCGACUAUGAGCAGUUCCGAGAUUUACAGCUGUGGGUGACCGCUAGUGACAGUGGGAACCCUCCGCUCAGCAGCAACGUGUCACUGAGCCUCUUCGUUCUGGACCAGAACGACAAUGUCCCCGAGAUACUGUAUCCCGCUUUUCCCACCGACGGCUCCACCGGCGUGGAGCUGGCGCCUCGCUCCGCAGAGCCCGGCUACCUGGUGACCAAGGUGGUAGCGGUGGACAGAGACUCGGGUCAGAACGCCUGGCUGUCCUACCGCCUGCUCAAGGCCAGCGAGCCAGGGCUGUUCGCGGUGGGGGUGCACACGGGCGAGGUGCGCACAGCGCGGGCCCUGCAGGACAGAGAUGCGCUCAAGCAGAGCCUGGUGGUGGCUGUCCAGGACCAUGGCCAGCCCCCUCUCUCGGCCACUGUCACGCUCACCGUGGCCAUAGCUGACAGUAUCCCAGAUGUCUUGGCUGAUCUUGGCAGCUUAGAAGCUCCUGCCAAUCCUGAAGACUCAGGCCUCACGCUGUAUCUGGUGGUGGCUGUGACAGCUGUCUCCUGCGUCUUCCUCGCCUUUGUCAUCGUGCUGAUGGCGCUCAGGCUGAGGCGCUGGCACACAUCGCGCCUGCUCCAGGCGUCCAGAGGUGGGUUGGCAGGCGUGCCAGGCACGCACUUUGUGGGCGUGGACGGGGUGCGGACCUUCCUGCAGACCUAUUCCCACGAGGUCUCCCUCACCGCGGACUCGCGCAAGAGCCACCUGAUCUUCCCGCAGCCCAACUAUGCAGACACGCUCAUCAGCCAAGACAGCUGUGAGAAAAGCGAGCCCCUCUUGAUAGCUGAGGACUCAGCUGCUGGUUUAGGCAAUCAGGUGAGAUUUAAUGCCCUGUCCCCGUGCUGGUGUCUCCGCACAAGUCUAUUAACUUUUAUUUUGAUCCUAAUGGGAGAUGACGCGAAACAGAGGAACAGGAUCCAGCGGCCGCAAGUACUCUUUCCGUUCCUGCUGCCUUUGUUGUGCCCGGCUCUCUCGGGGCAGGUCCGCUACUCCAUUCCCGAAGAGAUGGCCAGGGGGUCGGUGGUGGGGAACCUGGCUGAGGACCUGGGGCUGCAUGUUCAGGAUUUAUUGACGCGAAACCUCAGAGUUAGUGCGGAGAAGCAAUACUUCACCGUAAGCACCGAGAAUGGGAACAUACUUGUCGCUGACAGAAUAGAUCGGGAAUCUCUUUGUCCCCAAAAACCCCUGUGUGUCCUGCCCUUAGAGAUUGUAGCUGAGAACCCCUUAAAUAUGUUUCAUGUAAGUGUAAUAAUAGAAGAUAUAAAUGACAAUCCACCGCGUUUUACACAUGAUAGCAUUGUUUUACAAAUAAAUGAGUUUGCAAUUCGAGGCUCUCGCUUUGGCCUGGAAUCUGCUAUAGACGCAGAUGUAGGACGCAACUCUCUCCAGAGUUACCUGCUCAGCUCCAAUGAACAUUUCUCUUUAAUGGUGAAAGACAAGACUAAAGGCAAGAACGCCCCAGAGCUGGUGUUGGAGAAGCCCCUGGACAGGGAACAGCAGAGCUCCCAUCUCCUGGUGCUAACAGCAUUGGAUGGGGGCGACCCUGUCCUAAUGGGCACCACUCAAAUUCGGAUCCAAGUCACUGACGCCAAUGAUAACCCCCCAGUGUUCAGCCAGGAUGAAUAUAGAGUCACUCUGGUUGAGAAUGUGCCUCUGGGCACCUCUGUACUAACUGUGAGGGCCACCGACCAGGAUGAGGGCGUCAACGCUGAAAUCACCUACUCUUUCCGAACGCUGCGAGAUGAUACUGGAAAUACGUUUAUGUUAGAUCAUAAAAGUGGAGAAAUCAAAUCCAGAGAUCUCAUAGACUUCGAAGUAUGUAGCAGCUAUACUAUGAGCAUAGAAGCCAAGGACGGUGGAGGCAUGGCCGCCGAAUGUAAAAUUAUAGUAGACAUUCUGGACGAGAAUGACAAUGCUCCAGACGUGGUUUUCACUUCGGUGGCCAGUUCCAUUACGGAGGAUGCAGAACCUGGGACGGUGAUCGCUCUGUUCAAAACACAUGAUAAAGAUUCUGGAGAAAAUGGAGAGAUCAUAUGUGUCAUAAAAGAAGAUGUUCCUUUUAGAAUUGAAUCUUCUGUCAAUAAUUACUACAAGCUUGUGACAGAAGGGGCCCUGGACCGGGAGCAGACCCCGGAGUACAACAUCACUAUCGUGGCCACCGACAAGGGCAAGCCGCCCCUCUCCUCCAGUACAAGCAUCACCCUGUACAUCGCUGACGUCAACGACAACGCUCCGGCUUUCCCCCAGGCUUCCUAUGUAGUUCACGUGCUUGAAAAUAAUUCUCCUGGCGCCUCCAUCGCGCAAGUUAGCGCUACUGAUUUGGAUUCGGGGCCCAACAGUCAGAUCUCCUACUCCAUCGUGGCCAGCGAUCUGGAGCCUCGCGCGCUGUCCUCCUACGUGUCCGUGAGCGCGCACAGCGGGGUGGUCUUCGCGCAGCGCGCCUUCGACCACGAGCAGCUGCGCGCCUUCCAGCUGACGCUGCAGGCGCGUGACCAGGGCUCGCCCUCUCUCAGCGCCAACGUGAGCCUGCGCGUGCUGGUGGGAGACCGCAAUGACAAUGCGCCCAGGGUGCUGUACCCGGUGCUGGGCCUCGAUGGCUCAGCGCUCUUUGACACGGUGCCACGCGCUGCGCAGCCGGGCUACCUGGUCACCAAGGUGGUGGCGGUGGAUGCGGACUCUGGGCACAACGCCUGGCUGUCCUACCACGUGCUGCAGGCCAGCGAGCCCGGGCUCUUCAACGUGGGGCUGCGCACGGGCGAGGUGCGCACAGCUCGCGUCUUGGGCGACAGGGACGCUGCUCGCCAUCGUUUGCUGGUCUCCAUUUGUGAUGGAGGACAGCCGCCUCUCUCUGCCACAGCGACGCUGCUCCUGGUCUUUGCAGACAGCCUGCAGGAGGCGCUGCCGGACCUCAGUGAACGCCCAGUGUCCUCUGAUCCGCAGGCGGAGCUCCAGUUCUAUCUGGUCUUGGCUUUGGCCUUAAUCUCUGUACUCUUUCUCCUCGCGGUGAUUCUGGCCAUCGCCCUUCGCCUCAGGCGCUCCUCAAACCAGGCCACCUGGAAUUGCUUUCAGCCUGGUUUCUGUUCCAAAUCCGUAGUCCCUCCCAACUAUACUGAAGGGACUUUGCCUUAUUCGUAUAAUUUGUACGUUGCGCAAACCGGAAAAACAGAAUUGAAUAUCCUCAAAUGUAAUGAGCAACUGAAUUCAGGAGAAGACAUAAUCUGUGGUGAUUCUUCAGGGCCUAUAUUUCCACUCUGUGGCUCAAGUGAGUCCACUUCUCAUCCUGAGACUCUGACACUGGUGAGUUUUAUUUCUACUUUUAUUUUUCCUUUUUACUGUCUGCCACAUUUUUCUGCGCCUUAG
Messenger RNA from Elephantulus edwardii (Cape elephant shrew), 4956 nucleotides. RefSeq lists its product as uncharacterized. Gene Ontology annotation, cellular component: plasma membrane. The transcript has 2 exons. NCBI's taxonomy places the organism in Eukaryota, Metazoa, Chordata, Mammalia, Macroscelidea, Macroscelididae. The record is from RefSeq and is a predicted model, not a curated record. Gene Ontology annotation, biological process: homophilic cell-cell adhesion. Gene Ontology annotation, molecular function: calcium ion binding. Bases 1 to 4956 code for a protein of 1651 amino acids.